Molecule: messenger RNA, 816 nt
Organism: Penicillium waksmanii
Lineage: Eukaryota; Fungi; Ascomycota; Eurotiomycetes; Eurotiales; Aspergillaceae
Product: glycosyltransferase family 34 protein
Exons: 2
Coding region: 1-816 (271 amino acids)
Biological process (GO): protein N-linked glycosylation
Cellular component (GO): Golgi membrane
Molecular function (GO): glycosyltransferase activity
Source: RefSeq, a predicted model, not a curated record
AUGGAUGUUUUACGACAGGAUAUCUCAGUCGGAUUUUGGAACAAACCAAGCUACCUUAUCUCUUCGGUCAUUCGUGAGCUUGCAAAGCCUCCAGGGCAAAGAGCGGAAUGGUUGAUGUGGGUGGAUGCAGAUUCGAUCAUUUUGAAUGGGCAGGUCCCCAUGGAGAUCUUCCUACCUCCGGCUGACUUGCGAGAUGUUCAUUUGGUUGUAACUAAGGAUCAGAAUGGCUUGAACACUGGGAUCAUGUUCCUACAAGUCCACCCAUGGACCGUCACCUUUCUUUCCGAGACCAUGGGAUAUCCAUUAUAUCUUCCUAAAGAGGACCUUGGUCGGUCGGCAGACCAAGAGGGCAUGAGGCGUGUGCUUAAUAAAACAACGGGUGGUCCGAAUGGCCAAGGCUACGCUGACGGUGUAGUCUAUCUUCCACGGCCAUGGAUCAACACGUAUGAGUGGAGCCACGCAUAUGAAGGCAAAAAGGGUGAUCUCCUUGUUCAUUUUCCCGGUUUGGAGGAGCAGCGAUGGCCACAUAUGGCCAAAUGGCUGGAUAUCGUUGAAAGGACCCCACAACAAUGGGAGGUUCCACUUGAAGAGACGGAUUACCCAAACAAAACUUCCACAUUCUGGAGCAAUGUGCGAGAUGCGAAGCAGAGCAUCAAAAAAGCAGAGAAUAUUCUCAACUCUGACAGCUCUGAGAAUACUGAGGAUCUUAAAGGGGCAAUGAAGGAGCUCAAGGAGGCAUUACGGGAAAAAACAGAUGAUCCAGAGAUCUUUCAGCAACAUCUCAAUAGCCUCAAGCAGCUAAUCGGGGAGAUAUAG